Molecule: messenger RNA, 282 nt
Organism: Pelobates cultripes (western spadefoot toad)
Lineage: Eukaryota; Metazoa; Chordata; Amphibia; Anura; Pelobatidae
Source: the annotation of a GenBank genome assembly
AUGCGGGGCUGGGGUUUCGGCCGGUCUUCCAGCACCGAAGUCCUGCAGAUGCAGAAUCUCCUCCCCCCCCUUGGACCGUCGGGGGUCAUCGCGGUCCACCACGGCGCGUUCACGAGCAUGGGCAUACCAGUACAGGCCCUGUUGGACGGCCACAGGCAGGUGGAAGCAACAACACCCCGCUCACUUAAGAUGGCGGCAGUCUACAACACGACAAACCCCACAGGCAACACGGCCUCACACACCAGGGAUGCCAAUGACUGUGCGAAUGGCGGGAAAGGAUAG